AUGACAAACAUGACCGUGGAAAAGUCCAUUGUCCCCAACGAGCCCCCUCCCUAUUCGCCUCCAGUGAGCUUCUUCGGCCCGACCGCCAUUCAGGGCGCCAUUCUAAACCCUGGACACACAUACAUUCUGUGGGAUCGCAACACUGGCUUGGUCCUUGCCAUGCGCGACGGCAACUUGGCGCUAGUUCCCCAUGACACGUUACGCACUCACAAGGAUACUUGGCACUGGGAAUGUGAAGAGAAGGGAGGGUGGUUUUCGCUUCGGCAUCCGGCUGUGCGAAUGAAUAUUGGUUAUCGGGUGGGAGGACGCCUGUCUCGAUGGGCUGCUAAACUGAUGGUUGGGGAGUUUGAUGAUGUAAAGCAGGACAGGUUUUGCUACAGAGUGGCCCCUGAGGGAGGGCAUCAGUUGUGGUGGAAGAGGGACGAUAGUCUUCAUGUUGUCGUGCUCGAUCCCGCCAGUGGCAGUGAAUUGCAUUUGAGGUCGGCAGGGCCGAAUGACGUGGUGAGCUGGGAAUUUGUCCAGCUGGCGGAUGGGGAUAGGCAGUAGUUGACUGUGUUGACUGGAUAAUUAGAUCUCU
Podospora bellae-mahoneyi is the source of this 577-nucleotide messenger RNA. RefSeq lists its product as uncharacterized. Lineage: Eukaryota; Fungi; Ascomycota; Sordariomycetes; Sordariales; Podosporaceae. The transcript has 2 exons. Bases 1 to 546 code for a protein of 181 amino acids. The record is from RefSeq and is a predicted model, not a curated record.